AUGGAAACAUUUAUGUUUAUGGAGCAGAAUGAGCUUAUUACAGCUUCGCUGACUGUCGUUCUCGGUGUUAGAAUCGGCCACGUGGAAAUGAUUGCCUACCAACAUAUAUGCCAAAAGAAAUGGAUUGCACAACUGACCAGUUCCAAUAAACUUGCAGGCGCCUCUGAUACUUUUAAUUCAUACUGUUUCUUUGCCGGUAGACGUAUUGCGCCUGUUAAUCGUUCAAAGAGCACAUAUCUUGGAGCGAAUACUGUCAAAGUGAAAAUGGUUGCUGACGAUUUAAAGGAGAAUAUUCCAAUUCAGAAAGAGAGCAAGAUGUCAAUGGCGCCAACAGAGAUGAAUCCUUGGCCUGAUUUUAUACAGAGGCGCAUUGAUAUGUGGGACAAGCUGAUGGCUGAGUACAAAGCUGAAAUCGCGGCCAAGGACCCGACACCAAUAAAAAUAACCCUUCCGGAUGGCAAGCAGUUUGAUGGGCAGGCAUGGCGUACAACGCCGAUAUCCAUUGCGGAGAAAAUUUCCAAGGGCCUGGCUGACACUACAGUCAUCGCUAAAGUAAAUGGAGAGGUUUGGGAUCUGGAUCGCCCACUUGAGAAAGACUCUACCCUGGUUUUGUUGAAAUUCGAUGAUGAUGAAGCAAAGCAGGUGUUCUGGCAUAGUUCCGCCCACGUUCUUGGUGAGGCAAUGGAGCGUUAUUGCGGUGGACAUCUUUGUUACGGUCCUCCAAUUUCUGAGGGUUUUUAUUAUGACAUGUGGCAUGACAAUUGCACAAUCUCACAAGAAGAUUUCCCAAAGCUCGACCAGAUUGUCAAAUGCGCAGUUAAGGACAAACAGCCAUUCGAGAGAUUGGAAGUUUCAAAGGAAGAUCUCAAGGAGAUGUUCAAAUACAAUGAAUUCAAAUUGCGUAUCAUCAAAGAGAAGAUAGAUGUCCCAAAAACAACUGUCUACCGUUGUGGACCACUUAUUGAUCUCUGUAGAGGGCCCCAUGUGCGACAUACUGGAAAAAUCAAGGCGAUGCAGAUUACAAAAUCCUCGUCUUCUUACUGGGAGGGAAAAUCUGACGCAGAGACAUUGCAAAGAAUCUACGGUAUCUCGUUCCCAGAUCCAAAACAGCUCAAAGAGUGGCAGAAAAUACAGGAGGAAGCAGCGAAGCGAGAUCACCGUAAACUAGGUCGUGAACAAGAGUUGUUCUUCUUCAAUCCAUUAUCGCCUGGAUCUGCUUUCUGGUAUCCCAAGGGUGCACACAUAUACAAUACCUUGAUGAAUUUCAUGAGGAAAGAGUACCGAAAACGUGGGUUUACUGAGGUCAUCACACCGAAUAUGUACAAUAGCAAGUUGUGGGAAACAUCUGGGCAUUGGCAGCAUUAUUCUGAAGACAUGUUCAGGUUCGAAGUCGAGAAGGAACAGUUUGGAUUGAAGCCGAUGAAUUGCCCUGGACAUUGUCUCAUGUACAGUCAUCAACCGCGCACAUAUAACGAAUUGCCAAUGCGUUACGCUGAUUUUGGCGUCUUGCAUAGGAAUGAAAUGUCUGGAGCUCUCACUGGUCUGACGCGUGUGCGCCGUUUCCAACAAGAUGAUGCCCAUAUAUUCUGUCGAAAGGAUCAGAUUAGCGAUGAAAUUAGGGGAUGCCUUGACUUCCUAUCGUAUUGUUACGAAACGGUGUUUGGAUUUACUUUCAAACUCAAUCUUGCUACCCGACCCGAAGGGUUCCUUGGAGAGAUUUCGACAUGGAAUGAGGCUGAAGCUGAUUUGAAAGAUGUACUCAAUGAAUCUGGAAGGCAGUGGGGGUUGAAUGAAGGAGAUGGAGCAUUCUACGGCCCCAAGAUCGACAUUACUAUCCAAGACGCAAUGAGGCGAUAUCAUCAGUGUGCCACAAUCCAACUGGAUUUCCAGUUGCCCCAGCGAUUCGAUCUCAGUUAUUUCGACGAGAAGGGUGAGAAGCAGCGCCCGGUCAUGAUUCAUCGUGCCAUACUCGGAUCCAUCGAGCGCAUGACAGCCAUCCUCACCGAGAAUUAUGGCGGAAAGUGGCCAUUCUGGCUAUCACCUCGUCAGGCGAAAGUCAUCACUGUCCAUGAAUCUGUUAACGCGUACGCCAGAGAUGUUAAGAACAGGCUGUACGGCGAAGGAUUCGAGGUCGAGUUUGAUGAAGGCUGUCCAGACACACUGAACAAGCAAAUUCGCAACGCCCAGCUAGCACAGUUCAAUUUCAUCCUUGUCGUUGGAGCAAAAGAAAAAGAAAAUGGAACCGUGAAUGUACGCACAAGGGAUAAUGCGGUUCGCGGAGAGAUUCCUGUAGAUGCUCUCAUAUCGAAGUUCCGUCGCUUUGCUGCCGAGUACACAAAGGAUACGGAAAGCGCUGACGAAUUCGCUGCUUAAGAACGUUCUCGUGAGCUUCUGUUGAACAUUAAGCUCAAAAAAAAAACCAGAUCAGCUCUGUAAUGGUUGUUUCAUCUGUGACUCUUGUUGUUCUAUCCUUUUUCCUUCCGACCGCUUUAUGCUCUCGAAACAUGGGGAUCUGUUGUUUGGUGUUGUAAGUAUGUCGCAUCCAACUGGUGUUUUACUCCUAUGACGAACUUUCUCCAAUAUAGUCAUUGUUGUGUUUAUAUUUAUGCCGAGCAUGUCUUUGCUGUUCCCGAUAAAUCCAUAAUUAUUGUGAAGCCAUUUAUCGUUAAACAAAUGAAGGUUGAGAGUACAAUUUUGUGUCGUGUUAGGAUUGCUGAUCGUUGAGUUUGGUAAAGCG
Cylicocyclus nassatus is the source of this 2737-nucleotide messenger RNA. Lineage: Eukaryota; Metazoa; Nematoda; Chromadorea; Rhabditida; Strongylidae. The record is from the annotation of a GenBank genome assembly.